Messenger RNA from Naegleria gruberi, 825 nucleotides. RefSeq lists its product as uncharacterized. The record is from RefSeq and is a predicted model, not a curated record. Lineage: Eukaryota; Heterolobosea; Eutetramitea; Acrasida; Naegleriidae. The coding region runs from base 1 to 825 and encodes 274 amino acids. The transcript has a single exon.
AUGAAUCAAUUCACCAUUCACCAUGUUGAUCAAGUAGUGGACGACGAAACAGAACCUAAUAACACUGCUUUCGGUAUUAAUUCUUCUAAAUCACAAUUUGUUUACGGAUGCGGAGAUGGAUUCUGGAAGAAACAAAGUGAUAUUAUUACUGUUACAAAAUUAAAUGAUACAUGUUUUGAUAAAAUUGAUUAUUUACAAAAUUAUUUAAUUAAUGAUAAGAUUAUUAAAUUUAAAAGUCAAGAUCAAUUGUGCAUAUUUCUUACGCGUAAGGGAUAUGUUUACAAAAUGGGAAAUUGUUCAUUUAUUAAUAAUAUUUCUAAUAUUCCUACAUUGAUUAAAUUUAAUAAUUUAAAUACUAGUGACAAAAUUAUUGAUUUUGCGAUUGGUAAAGAACAUGUUGUAUUUUUAUCUAAAUUAAAUUCCAUAUUUGGUAUUGGUAAUAAUGAACAUGGACAAUUGGCUAUCAUUGCUAAAAAAUCAAAUGAUGUAGCCGUUAAUUUAUUACAAAAUACAAAUUUAGAAAAGUUAAAAGUAAACAAAAUAUUUGUAACAUUUCAUUUGACAUUUUUCACAACAUUUGAAAAUGAAUUGUAUGUUUGUGGAAUGAAUGAAUAUUCACAAUCAUUCCAACCAUUUGUAAUUGAAAGUAUUGUAAAUGGUAAAUUACAUGUUGAAGAUUAUUUUACCUUAAAUAAUUUUAUGAAUGUUACCAAAUUAGUUAAUAAGAAUAUUGAAGAUAUUAAGGAUAUUAAAUGUAAUGGAAGAACUAGUUUCAUUAUUUUUAAUGAUUCUUCUAUUGUAAAUUCUAGAUUAUACUUUAAUUGA